AUGCUGGUAGAAUGUUCCGGUAAAGAUGCUCGAAACAGUACGAAUAAAGGGUUGAAUGAAAAGCAUCUCGAUGUAUCUCAUAACAAUCUAAAAAAGUUAGCUCCAGGCGCUUUACAGUUGUUGCCAAAUCUAGCACGAUUAUUAUUGACCGAUAAUCCCCAUUUGGGCAUCACACAAUUGGAUACACAAUUAUUGGUUGGCACUGGACGAAGAUUGCAACAAAUAGAUGCAUCAAGAACGGGCUUAUAUCAAGUGCCUGAAGCAUUCACACACUCUGUUCGUUUUUUAUCUUUGGUUGGAAAUAAAAUAUCUGCAGUCAGAUGUGGGGAUUUCGACAGUUAUCCACUGUUACAGUCACUAGAUUUUUCAGAUAAUAAAGUAGUUUCAAUUGAAGAUGAUUCCUUAGGCAGAUUGGAGAUGCUAUUAUUGCUAAAUAUAAACAAAAACCUUCUUGUAACAGUCCCCAAAUCUCUACCAGAUGAGUUGAAGUACUUAUCAAUUAAAAAUAAUUUGAUAAAAAAGUUGUCUAUUCCUGAUUUCAAGGGCUUGCCAAAUCUGCGAAUAUUGAUGUUGCAAAAUAACCACAUUCAGUAUAUUCAAGAUCACAUAUUUGAUGACUUACUUUCAUUGGAGAUGUUAGACUUAUCAAAUAAUCCAAUACAGUCACUGUCUUGGAGUACAUUUGACGGGCCAUUAUCUCUACGAGAUCUAAGACUAUGUUACUUAAACCUUUCGGUACCCGAGCAAGAUGUCUCGUUUCCAAUGUCGUCGCCUGAAAGCGUACAAAUGCUACAUCUCCAGUCGAGUCCCGGAUUAGCCAGACAACUUUUAGCGGACUCAGCAGCGUUAGCCGCUUUUUCUCAUUUACAAUAUUUGGACUUACGAAUGAACAAUCUGUCAGAAAUUAGGAAUGACUUGUUAUUCUAUUUAGUACAACUAAAAACGUUAAGACUGCAUGGUAAUAAUGUAAAUUGUAGCGCUGAGUUGUGGCUGAAGGACUGGAUGAAUUGGAAUAAGAGCUUAUCUAACAGUGAGACCUGCUACUUUUCCACGUCUGAGGCUAAAGCUGAGAUAACUAAAUAUAAUUGUACAUUUCCUGAAACAUUCACAAUAAGUGAUAGCCUUCCACCAGUUAAUUUAUAUAGUACAGAAAUGAUUAACAAAUUACUGAGAUACUAUGGCUAUCUAAACAACAAAACAGAGAAACCUUUCUAUAAGCACAGCAAUAACAAGAAUAAGUACGAUAUCAUAAAUGUUAAUAGUCAAAUUCAAUUAAAUGAAACAAGUGUCAGAAAUCAAGAGAAAAACAUUAAUCUAUAUGAUGGGAUAAAAGAAGGAAUGAAAAGAAAUGAAAGAAAUGAAAAUAAAAUAUCUUUUAAUGACUACGGUAAUGAAACCGCUUUUGUUAAAGCGAGAGAAUCUUCUAAAAUUUUGGAUCAAAACAAAAUUCAAAAUGAUCAGCUUAAUAUUGAUCAUAAAUUUUUAGAUAUAGAGCCAUUUGUUUCUGUGUCGUCUCAAAAUGAAAACAAAUUAGUAAAAGAUAGAGAAAUUCUUAGAAAAAAUAGAUCCAGAUCUGGAAAACGCUUGAACACGCCAUUAAAUGUGACUAAAAAAACAGAAAACUUUACCACCGAAGCUAAGAUUAGUGUUUUACCUGCUAAAAGCUUGAAUCAAGUAGAAAACGUAACUGCCUCUGAAGUAGAUACCACUAAUCCCAGUUACAAAACAGAAUACUCACCCUACCGAUCAGCUGAUAGUAAUUACGCACAAUAUAUAGGGACAGUAGCAGUAUCAACCCUAAUCCUAAUGUCUUUGGUACUAUGGAUUAGCUUUCGACUGAGGCAUAAAAGAAGAACUGUACGCGUCGUCGACUCAGAAGCCGAGGACCAAAUAGAAGUGUCGAAUAUAUCCGGAGGGGUGUUGUGGUGA
Messenger RNA from Arctia plantaginis, 1929 nucleotides. Lineage: Eukaryota; Metazoa; Arthropoda; Insecta; Lepidoptera; Erebidae. The record is from the annotation of a GenBank genome assembly.